This is a messenger RNA of Danaus plexippus (monarch butterfly), 3557 nucleotides long. RefSeq names its product TBC1 domain family member 14-like. NCBI's taxonomy places the organism in Eukaryota, Metazoa, Arthropoda, Insecta, Lepidoptera, Nymphalidae. Bases 395 to 2386 code for a protein of 663 amino acids. The transcript is spliced from 7 exons. The record is from RefSeq and is a predicted model, not a curated record.
UUUACAGUAGAAUGGAGAAGGUGGUGGGUGUGUUGCUUCGCGUAGUUUUUUUUUUUCGUUUAAUUUUUUUAAAACAUGAACUAAGUAGUUAGUUACAUUUUAUUUAUUAAUAAUUAAUAAAUUUAUAUGUGUAAACAUAUUCGUUCUGAAUAUAGAUAGUGAAUUAAAAUUUGUUCAUUAAACUAGCUUUCCAAUUUCAAAAAUAUUUACAUUAAUUGUUUGUUGUUGUUAAAGUGCAGUUUAUGUAUCAAAUGAGAUAAGAAAUCAGCGUUAAUUAUUCUAAUUAACAAUCAUUAUGAUUAAUAAUGAAGCCAUUAGUGAAAAAUCCACAGUGCGUCCUUAUUUGAAAAAUGGCUAUAUUGGGUGAAUGUAACUCCAUUCUCAAAUCUUUGCCAUGUCGUCACCAUGUCAAAAAGGCGGGAUGCGCCUCAGCGAGGCCCUGGACAACAUACAGCUCGCUUAUAAUCCAAUUACCAAACAAUUACAUUUUGUGAGUCCCAAAGUAGAGAAACAGACAGAGGACAUACCAGACGACGUUGACAAGUUGUCAAAAAAGAGUAGCUUCAGUGAUGAAGGAAACUAUUCAAUUUCGACCUGUGAAAAAAGUGACACAAGUGAUUCUCCAAAAAGUACAUUACAAUGGGGUGGUAGUGUGUGUGGUCACCAGCGAGGUAAAGACGGUGGGUCUUUCUCGAGCACUGUCUCCAGUUUAUCAGAGUGUUCUCUGGGUUCUAAUGGAUCUCGAGAGGAUGAGCUAACAGAAAACACUUUACCCGAGAAUGGCAAACUUAAGAAGAAAGGUCUAUCCAGUUUCUUUAGCAGAGGCGUUUUCCCUUGGAAGAGCAGUUCAUCGAAGAACCAUGACUCGUCGCCGACGUCCUGGAGAUUGUUCGGCAGCAAGUCCAACACUAACCUGGCGAAGAGUCUGACAGCCGAGGUUCAGAAGUCAUUGACUCCAUCGUCCUCCGCGGCCACCACACCACACCACCACAAACGGCAGGGCAGCUCUGCCAGCGAGAAGCAGUUUGAUGACCUCGUCGCCAGCUCAAUAGCCCUAAUACAACAUGACAGACCAUCAAAUCUGCCGGCAAAAUGUACGGAGGAAGCCCUGCGUCACAAGGCGGAACACGCUCGAAUGGUUGAAGCGGCGAGACGAAGAGUGGAACGAGAAGCUGCUGCAAGACAUGCCAAGAUGCAGGAGUCACUGAGGAUGGAAGAGAGACUAGCGAGACACGCGCGGGAGUGGACACAGAACAUACUCCCUGACUGGCAGAACAUGAAAAAUGCUAAACGAACUCAGGAACUUUGGUGGAGCGGGCUACCACCGUCUGUAAGAGGCCGGGUGUGGCAACUGGCCAUAGAGAACAAGCUCAACAUAACAGAGCAAAUGUACCAAGAUUAUGUUGCCAAAGCAAAGCAGAAGUUACACGAGGCGCAGUUGAGAAGGAAGCGAUUAAAACUCAACAACUCCUGUCACUGUCGAGAAGACGACGCUAAAGAUACGGAAGAAAAGAUAACAAAAGAUGCCAACAAGGAAGACAACGCGAAGAAGACGGACAAAACAAGAACUGACGACAGGAAGGAUGAGAAAACUGAGAAACUGAGGUUGGGGAUGCCGAGGAACUACAGCGAACAGAACCUGAAGACCUUACACGUGGAGGCACCGAACAAGUGCUGCUCGAAAUCCAACCCUAAUCUGUUGGAGUAUAGUGACGAAUGUUCCAUGGAGCUGAUACAGCUGGACAUCUCGAGGACUUUCCCACAUCUGUGUAUUUUCCAGCCGGGAGGGCCGUACUUCGACGUCCUACAUGAAUUGCUAGCGGCUUACGUGUGCUACAGACCGGAUAUAGGAUAUGUACAGGGUAUGUCGUUCAUAGCGGCCGUGUUGAUACUGAACAUGGAAGCGUCCCAGGCGUUCAUGUGUUUCUCCAACCUCCUGGAAUGGCCGGUGCUGAGGGCUGCCUUCACUAGAGACGGCGCCACGAUGCAGCGUCUAUGGCGAGCGUACACGGCCGUCCUGUCUAGCGAGCUGCCCCGUCUCGCGUCUGUGGUGGCCCCUGAGCUGUAUCUGGUGGACUGGAUCUACUCAGUGUUCGCCAAACCGAUGCCCCUAGACGCCGCCUGUCGAGUUUGGGACGUCCUGCUCAGAGACGGCGAUCACUUCCUCUUCCACGUGGCCCUCGGGGUGCUACAUUUAUAUCAAAACGAAUUGAAGGAUAUGGAUUUCAUAUCAGCCGCUCAGUUUCUUACCAAAUUGCCGGACGACCUGGACCCCGAGGCCCUCUUCAGGAGUAUCUCCUCUACAUCGUUGACAGCAGACGGCCUGACCUUCGAAGAGCUCGUCACCAACUGCCAAAUAGACGAAGAAGACAGCGUCAGAUUAUGAUACAUGACUUGAUAGAUGUAAAUAUAUAACUUGCCCUUAAACUAAGGAAAUUAAAUAGUCCAUAUGUUGUAACCAUUUAUAGGUGAGACUUAGAAUAUUAGAUUCACUAGUGUUACAUGCUCGUGUCGCCUUGUAUAUAACAACACUAUAUCUCUUUCUAUUCAACGACUUCACUUAACUCGAUAUUUCUAAAAUAACUCACAUAAUGUAAGAUACAUAUCAUUUAUACUUUAUAGCAUAUUUUCAUUUCUAUUGAAAUGUCCAUUAAUGUAACUUUCUCCAUAUAAAAUCUUAUUAAAAAAAACAAAUAGGUAAUCGGCUGAGCUGUUUCAAAAGUUUUAAAUGAAUUAAUUGUCUUUAAAAAUAUUAUAUUAAGGAAAAUAUUAUAUGACGUUUCAAGAAUUAAACAUUUGUAUAUAGUGUAUAUAGAUAGAGUCAAUAUAUAAGAUUAUGGAUACAACGAGUAGUGAUCGGCCUAAUAGUUAAUGCAAGAAACAAUAUAUUAAAGUGUGCUAGUGUGCUAAGUAAUGUAUUGCUGCGAGUUAAAGCGAGAAAGUUAUUCAUUACAAAAUCUAUGUAUAUACAAAUACAAUAAAAUAAAAUAUUAAAGCUAUUUCUCAUAUUUAGUAGAACAUUAUAUUUUCUUCCAUUUUAUGUUUCAGUACUUUUUAUUAUAACCGCCGGCUAUAUUCUACAAUUGAAACGGUUUGCAGUAAUACAUGUGUUAAUCUAAACAGUGCUACGAGUGUGUGGCAAAGCUUUAAGCUGAGAGGGAUCUUGCCGACCGUUUGAUAUUAUGAUGAUAAAAUAUUAUAUGAUCACUUAUUAAUUUAAGCACAUUUUUUUAUUAAUUUAUUUUUAAUUUGAAUACGUGAAGAUCUUAUUUGUGUUUUGGUUUAUAUUCUUUCAUAUAUCUAGUAUUUGAUGUAAUUACACAUUAUUGUUUACUGUUUAAAAUUGAUAAAAUUUAUAUAUUGCUUAUAAGAAAUGCGAUGCUGAAAUGUAAAAAUAUGUCAUCUCAGUUUGAAAAUAAUGUCUUGUUAAAUGUAAAUAUGAAUAGUUUUUAAAUGCAGUUGUGAUGUUGACUGAUAUUAUAAUGCCAUCGAGAAACGCUACGUCUCGGCCCCAAUAAUGUUAGAUUUGAUUAUAAUAAAUUUACUGAUGAAAAUUA